Molecule: messenger RNA, 1921 nt
Organism: Gadus chalcogrammus (walleye pollock)
Lineage: Eukaryota; Metazoa; Chordata; Actinopteri; Gadiformes; Gadidae
Gene: slc7a6os
Product: solute carrier family 7 member 6 opposite strand
Exons: 5
Coding region: 89-1099 (336 amino acids)
Biological process (GO): developmental process
Source: RefSeq, a predicted model, not a curated record
UGUAUUUCUUUCGCGACAUACGUAGCCUUUUUUCCGGCAAGCAGAAAGACAGCGUCACAACAGAUAGCGAGAGACAUAGGCAAACAACAUGGACCCAAACACGACGAUCCUGCGAGUGAAGAGAAAGCGGGGAACGGAUCCCGCCGACGCUCUGUUGUUGGCUUGCAAGCGCAUCCGACCAGAGAGCUCGCAGACCCCGGGGGAAACGGUUCCGGAGCCCGGUGAAGCCGAGGUGGACAACACGGUCUUCAAACUCGUGGCGACUGUAGCGACCCAGGAUGCACCGGUCCAGGCCCAGGUGCGCGAGGCGCUGGCCCGCCCCCGCGUGGCCCACGCCCUGCGGCCCUCCGCCACCAGCUCUCAGCGCGUUGUCGGAGACCUGCGCAGUGCCAAGUGGAGCACGCGAAGGGAGGAGCGCUACCGCAUCCUCUCCAGCCACCGCGCCGGACUGUCGGCCGCAGAGGGGCGGCCCGCAGAGCCCGUGGGCCGCGGGGACGAAGUCGACGCUGCCGCCACCGCCGACGGCGAGGAGCUGAAGGAGAAGGCCUGGGCUCUGGGGAAGCUGCAGGUGGUGGACCUGCUGUGUGAGCAUGAGGAGGACCAGGGGAAGCCGGACAAGAACGUGUCGCCAGACCCGGAGGUCAUCCUCUGCAACAACAUGAAGAUGCUCCGGGAGCGCCUGAGCGUGUCCGGCGCGGGCCUGGGGGCGGAGCAUCGCGAGCAGGAGAACGACUACGUCUACGACCUCUACUACCAGGAGACGGCUCAGGCCGGCUGGAUCCAGGACAUCCUGUCCAUCCGGGCCUACGGCGACGAGGGAGAGCUGGUGCCCGAGCUGGUGGUCAACGAGGAGCAGGUGUACGAAGACGAGGAUGAUGAGAACGAAGAGGGCAACUGGAGGAACGACUACCCGGACAGCGACAACGACGGUGACAGCGAUCGAGAGGAGCGCUACGUUGGGUACUGGGAGGAGGAGCACUCCUACAGCAGUAGGAGCUGGGAGAACUACCAGAGGCAGGUGCUGCGGGAGCUCGGUGGGCAUGGCGAGAAACAAGACGAAGACGACGACGAAGACGAUGACAAGUGUGACUCUAAUUGAUCGCAGUGUGUGCCUGCCACCCCCCUCCCCCCCUCCGUUUCCAUCAGUGGAUGUUCCUGGCACCUUUUCUUCUGAAAUAACACCUUUUCUGCUCUUUUUGUGAAUGACCAUUGCCCGACAUAGCGAGCGAUGUGUAGCACUGUGAUUGUUGGAAAAUGUAACUUGAAAAACGAAAAAGCCAAAUGAAGUACUGUAGGAAAGUGUCCUGAGCAACGUUGUAUGCCAGAAACCGAUGUUUGCAGAACUACCACUUUAAAAGACCUGCAUGCAAAAGAGGGUGACAGUUGCACUAUUGUGCGCUACAUGACGAUAAUAGAAGUUGAGCAGUUGGAAGAGCAAUGCAUUUUAUUUAACAACCUGACCGGCUAUACAUUUCCCUCUUCUACACCGAGGGAUUAAGAGUAAGGGUGUUAUUUCAAAGAAAGGGUCCACAGUGUCUUAAAUGUAUGGUGGAGUGAAAUUUGUGUGUGUGAUUUGUGUGUGAAGUUGAAGUGUGUUAGAUUUGUUGCACAUUUGCGUGGUAUGCCUUGUAUGCUUUGUGCAGUUAAACACUUAAGUUAGUGAGAAGUCAUGGGCAACGCCUGUUUGCGGUUUAAGGUUUUCCAGCCGUUUUUGUGCAUGGUGGUGUGUGUGUGCGUGUAUAAAUGUAAGCGUGGGGUAGGUUGUGCACUUAUGAAAGUGUGGUGCAGUUUAUUUUUAACAUUCCCUUUGUUCAUGAUUGGGUUGCUCUCUGAAUGCUUGUUGGAUUAAAUAACUUUUUUUUUGUAAAUAUGUAGAUGUGUAUAAAAACAAAGCUUUCAAAAUAAACGUAAAACAUUUGAA